Messenger RNA from Pyrus x bretschneideri (Chinese white pear), 1650 nucleotides. RefSeq names its product vitellogenin-1-like. The transcript has a single exon. Bases 449 to 1579 code for a protein of 376 amino acids. Lineage: Eukaryota; Viridiplantae; Streptophyta; Magnoliopsida; Rosales; Rosaceae. The record is from RefSeq and is a predicted model, not a curated record.
CUUACUGGCCAAGCCUGGCCACUUCAUCUGAAAGUUAAGAAACCUUGCAAGAACUUGUAAGGAGUUGAGUCACUUUCUAACCAUUACAUCAACUUGGUUAGUUAAAAAUGGAGAAUAAUUGGUCAAGGCCCAGUAGGAAUUCUCUGACGCCGGUGAAGCAAGGAAGAGUGGAUAUGAGCCAUCUUAUGCCGAGACAGACAUCCCAGAUAGCCCUUGGCACGGCGGAAACAAAUGGCCAAGUGGAGAAUGGCAGUCUGAAGGGGCAAAACCUGAGUUGUAUUUAGGAAGAACGAUCAGCCCUUUGAAGCAGAGCAGGAGAUCUUCGAGGCUUGAAUACGACGGCCCUACUCCAAGAACUACCUCCGUGGUAAGUCCGGUUCGAAGAAGAACCAGCAGCAAGUCGCCCUACAAGCCUAGAAGAGAUGACAGCAAUGCUCGAACUUUGCCAAUGGCGGGUUCUGAUAUUCAUAGGAACAUCAGCCCCUUGGGAAAGUCCGAGCGCAGGAGACACGUUUCACCUUUUCAAACAGACCGAGAAGAGCGCAAUAUGAACAACGAUGGUGAUGAGAUUGUAGGCUCAAACAGAAACCAACAACAUCAGCGAAGGAACAGCAGAAGAUCAACAGCUGCUCCGCAGCAUAGAUCACCGAGAGAAACUAACCAGCAGAGGAAUCGUUCGAUCACGCCUACGAAAGGGGAGAGGACUCCAUCCCCGUUAUCCAAAAGCAUGGCUCAUCAGAAGCAAGGGCAAGUGAGCACGCCGUCUGUUGGCGAAAUUAACGAAAUGCUUGCCCAUGCAAAGCUUGCUAGAACUUCUCCAAACUCGAUGUUGAAUAACAAAGCUGCUCCGGUUUACGAAAGCUCGGAUUCUAUUGCAGCAGGUGAUAUCUUCUUCUCUAGAGAGUGCGAUGUCAUGGCAUUGCCUGGAAAUCACUUACAAAAUCCGAAAGUGGUUUCCUCUGCUGCCUCUCAACAGAGAAGUACCACUCGAUCAAACAGUAACUUUGAUCAGGAUGUGAACGUCCACGGAUUUUUGUCCCCGUAUGGUCUGUCACAGACAACCACCACCACUUCCAGCUCUGCGGUGAGCAGGCAGAGCAGUGGGAAGCUGAGCAUGGCUAGCAGCAAGACGAGUGAUGCAAGCAGGACGACAACAGCUAGCAUGAGGAAGUUCACGGACAACAGGAGGAAGAGCGAAAGUCAGGCGUGGUUUUCGUGUAUGAGAAAGAGUUCUUGCAAGAACAAAAAAUUAUCACCUGAGCAUAGCGCGUUCAAUGAAGCUGCAUUCAUCGAGAAAGCGUACGUGGUGGAAAGUCUCAGGCAGUUAUGGGCUGAUAAGCAUCGCCCUAGUUCGUUGAACGGAUUCACUUGCCACAAACAAGAAGCUCAAGUUCUCAAGCAACUUGUGAGUAAUUUUCUGAUUAAGUAUGCGCAGACAGAACUGAUAACAAAGUUCCAGUUGAAAAUAAAACUGCAAGACACUAAACAGACAAUACAGCCGUUUAUUGUAUUGGCGUCCCUCCGGUUUUGUUUUUUGUUUUAUAACAAGUUUCAUUUGUGCGUAUUUCACCCAUUUUGAUCGUUUGUUCUGCGUAUUUUUUCUAGCUGCAUACGCAAAUACGUAACAUCUGCAGGCCUUGUGCAUGUUUG